GGUAUGUCGCCAUCGCCGUGCGCGAUCUGGGCUGUGGCUGAAAUAACAAGGCCCCAAUAAAACCCUCUUUGCAAAGUGAGAUAGGAACAAUAGCGACACGCACGCACACACACACACUCCCUAGCUCUCUCACAUACCCAUACUCAAUCAUUACAUACGGAGUGAAGGUUCAGGAGGAGUAGGACAUAGAGACAGAAUAAGAUAGAGAGAGAGAGAAAGGAAGAAAGAAAGAAAGGCAGACAGACAGAAGGACGCGGAGAGAUAAACAGAACUGUGUUCGGCUGUUGCUACUUUGGCGUUUCUUCUCUGGGCUCCUCUACCCCUGUGUUGGACUGAUAACGAGAAAAAGGAGUAGUAGUAGCCUAGAGAGAUAGCUUCAGAUAGACGAGGGCAACUCAAACAUUGCGCUCUGCUGCAGCAAACGGUUUGUUCAUUUCCUCUGUCGUCUGCGUGUCGUGUCGCCAUUGUGACGUGUUGAGAACAACACACGCGCUGUGUUCGCUGGGGUGGAUAGAUCUUUUCUAAUUCUGCGAAACGGAAGGAGGGAGCAAGCAGCAAGCUACGAGGAGGAAGAAGAGAAGUAGAAGGUAGACUCCACAGGUGGACAGAUUUUGACGUCGGCGUAACAAGAGUUGUCUUACCUUGAAUCCACGAGCCCCGAAGACGUCAAGUCCCCACAGAAGUGACGUAGACGGCAGGCGUAGCGCGUUUCUGAGCGUCAACCUCGGGCAAGAUGGCCAAGCACUGGGUCAUGGCGCUGUGUCUGGUUGUGGCUGUUGUGUGGAGCGCUCGUCUGGAGGUGGCCUGGGCCGCAACAACAGACUCGGCAGCCGGUAAUAGUGGUACAACGGCGAGUGGUAGUGGUAGUGGUAGUAGUAGUGGUAGUGGUGGUGGUGGUGGUGGUGGUGGUGGUGAUAUUGAUAGUGGUACCACAGCUCCUGCUGGUAGUGGUGGUGAUACCACAGCUCCUGCUGGUAGUGGUGGUGAUACCACAGCUCCUGCUGGUAGUGGUGAUGAUAGUGGUACCACAGCUCCUGCUGGUAGUGGUGGUGAUAGUGGUACCACAGCUCCUGCUGGUAGUGGUGGUGAUAGUGGUACCACAGCUCCUGCUGGUAAUGGUGGUGAUAGUGGUACCACAGCUCCUGCUGGUAAUGGUGGUGAUACCACAGCUUCUGCAGGUGGUGAUGAUGCCACUGUCGCCGUUGAUGGGGGCACAGCAUCAGCGUCUUCUAACAACGAUACAGCUACAACACCGGAUAGUGGAACUACUAGUACCGGCGCAGCGCCAUCUGUUGCAGGAGAUACCGGCACUCCUCAGCAGUCGAAGUCAACCACUGAAGCCCCCACUUCCGGUCCUCUGCGUUGUCAGCCUGGGGUAUCAAUAUGUCAGCACUUGGGAAGUUGUCGUAACGCCAGAGACGGAAAUUUCCUGGAAUGCGCUUGUCCACCUUCGAAGAAAUGGAUAGGAACAUAUUGUGAAAUAGAAAAUUUUUGCCUUGACUGGAAGUGCGAAAAUGGCGGCAUUUGUGAAAACGAAAAAACGAAAGCAAAAUGUAACUGUUCUGGCAUGUGGGGAGGAGAGAACUGUACCAUAGCGGACUACUGUCAUGGCGACCCUUGUCAAAAUGGCGGCACGUGCACCAGCCUCAACGACUCCUACUCGUGCGCAUGCGUCUCUGGAAAGUGGGAGGGACAGAAUUGUACCGAAGAUAUUUUGGAGUGCAGCAACACGUCACUUUGCCAGAAUGGUGGAACGUGUAACGAACUGCAGGGAAGUUACAAUUGUAGCUGCCCGGACGCAUGGAGCGGAGAUCACUGUGAGACAGAUAUACUAGAGUGCGAAAAUACCACUCUUUGCCAGAACAACGGAACGUGCAAUGAACUGCCUGGAAGUUACAAUUGUAGCUGUGUGGCUGGCUGGACUGGAUAUCACUGUGAGACAGAUAUAAAAGAGUGCUCAAAUAAUCCUUCACCUUGUAAGAAUGGCGGAACUUGCAAUGAACUGCCCGGAAGUUACAACUGCAGCUGCCAGCAGGGAUGGACAGGAGACGAUUGUGAGACAGAUAUAAAAGAGUGCACUAUUGAUCCAACUCGCUGUAAGAACGGUGGAACCUGUGAGGAGCAAGAUGGAAGUUACGAAUGCAACUGUGCCAUGGGCUGGACCGGUACCAAUUGCGAGACAGACAUAGAGGAGUGCAGCGGCGACUCUACGCCUUGCCAGAAUGGCGGUAAUUGUACUGAACUGCCAGGAAGUUACAGCUGUAGCUGCUCACAAGGGUGGACAGGGACCGACUGUGAAACAGACAUCAAGGAGUGCUUAGAAAGCCCGUCAAUCUGCCAACACAAUGGGACGUGUACGGAACAGCUUGGAAGUUUCAAAUGCGCCUGCCCCGAUGAGUGGAUUGGUGACAAGUGUGAGAAAGACGAGGACGAAUGUACGAUGAACACCCACAACUGUCACAGUGUCUCCCAGGAGUGCAGGAAUCUCAACGGAUCCUUUGAGUGCAUUUGCAAAGAUGGCUACCGAGAGGUGGAAGGACGCUGUGAUGAAAUUGUCCUGUGGCCUUCAUACGGAAACACAAGUCUGUUUGAGAAGGUGCCGGCUGGUCAGUCUCGUAAGGUGGACAUCCCCGUCUCAUUUCCCUACUUCGGCAAAGUCUUCUCAAGUCUCAUGGUGUACCCCAAUGGCUUCGUCUCUUUCGGUCCCUACGAGUUCACAGACCCGACCCCUGGACCUGCGUCCUGGCCCAACUCUCCGCCACUGUUCUCCGUCUACUGGGCAGACAUUGUGUUUGGCACCAGGAACAAAGAUGCUGGUGUUUGGAUUGAACAGGCCAGCCUUUACGACGAUGUCACUGCAAGUCCACUUCUGCUGACAAAGGUGAAGGAAAGAACCGUACACAGCUUCAACCCAGUUUGGGCGACAGCGGUCACAUGGGUACACGCUCAGCCUAAUCUCUUUGCCCAGUAUCCCAACGAUAGAGCCAGCUUCCAACUCAUCCUGGCGACGGACGGUGAAGAGUCGUACGCCGUGUUGAACUACGACAGAGUAUGGCCAAACACCGAGUACGCGGGCCGGCCUAGAGUCAGCUAUGCUUAUUCCGGUGCCAGUGGUGCAUACACAAAUCAUGAUGCCCCAGAGACUACGGGCUUCUCAUCAGCAAUGGGGACGGCGCGGGGUAUCCAGAGAUCAAAGUUGCUACGGGCGAGAGUUCUGUGUUGAAAACAGCAUUUGACCAGUGCUGUAAUCUCCCCCCUAUGACAUGUAAUCUGUUCUACCGACGGUACCCGACGUCCAACUGUUCCCUGUACGAGGCACCAAAGAUUGGCGCAGGUUUUGGUGACCCCCACCUCGAGACAUUCGAUGGUAACAAAUUCACAUUCAAUGGCUGGGGAGACUUCACAGUGUUCACACUGGAAGGCGCAAAUAAUGUAAACAUCCAACUGCAAGGCCGGACAGACAAGACUAAUGGCCAGAACUCGACUUUCUUCACAGCCUACGCUUUCAGGAUGUCUCCAGAUUCUGAUACUUACUAUUUCAAGAUGUUAGAAGGGACAGGAGCAAAGACGAUUAAAGGUCUCUGGAAGAAUGACACCAACCUUUUAAGUUCUGACAACUAUGACAUUGACAUUGAGAAAGAAAAAAUCAUUUUUGACACCAGUGCAGGAGUUUCUGUUACAAUUACACUCCAAGGUGACCACUUGAUGCACACGGUCAUAGUACAGUCUGGACUUGGAUAUACCACCAAGGGGCUCAUGGGAACUCUCAACGGAAAUAAAGCUGACGACUUCCUGUACAGUAGUGGCACCUCUAAGCAAGGCGCAGUGGAAAAUCUGAGCGGCGAAGACAUUAACAGUUUUGCUAAGUCAUGGCGUGUGAAGGAAGCAGACAGUCUGUUUAAUUAUUCUUCCCCGAAUCUUUCGUACGAUGAUGUCAACAAACAUGAAAACUUUGAGCUUCCAGUCCUCGCCACUUCUGUAGCUGCUGUGCUGGGAGCUUUUAGUGAGGACAGUGUCAAGGCCGUGGCCCAAGAGUUGUGUGGAAAUAACCUUUUCUGUCUACAAGACUACUUCCUUCAUCAGAAGAACGACUCAGCCGAGGAAGUGCUAGCCAUUUCUAACUCAGUGGACCAGGAGAAAGGAAAACUGGAGGCCGCGGAGCUGGUUUUCAAGAAUCCGGCCCAAGUGUCGGCCAACGCUCCAGGCAAUAUGUCUCUGACCGUGGACAGUGGUGUCUCGGGGGGCAUCACUUUCUCUCUCCAGGCAGACUCGCCCUUCGGAUCCCUUGAUGGCAGCAACUUUGUGUGGAACAUCACGAACAACGAAGAAGCUCUUCGGGCUUUGAAGUACCCACAGAUGCUGCAAUUCUUUGCCAAGAAUACAGAAAAUGUUACCGGGAAAUACAGGCCGACCAUCAAGGUUUGUCUCUGCGAUGACCAGACGCAGUGCAGCCUGAACCUCAUUUCUGCCGUUGACGAGGGUCAGGACCCCACAGGCAACGUGGUCAAUGUGGUGUGUGACUGUGGGGACAGGGCCUCUGGCAGGUACUGCACUGUCCCCGUUGACCCCUGCAAAAACUGCUUCAACGAGAGCUCUUGUAACAACACCCUGUCUGAAGAUUACUGCCAGCCGUGUCCCAGCGGGUACGAAGGGGAUGGUUUCGUAUGCAGAGAUAUCAACGAGUGCCUUGACAACAGCACCUGUGAGCACAACUGCAAUAACACAGACGGCUCCUAUGAGUGCUCUUGUAACACGGGCUACACGCUGCAAGGAAGCAAGUGUAUAGAUGACAACGAGUGUCUUGAUGACUCGUGUGGCGCGGACUCUUACUGCGUCAACACUCCCGGCUCAUUCAGUUGUCAGUGUUACCCUGGACUUAUCCAAUCAGGGCCAGAUACUUGUGUAAAAUUGAAGGAAAUUUAUAACGGCUCUCUGGUCUUCACAAGCAUCAAUGAUCAAAAAUGGUCGGAUGAUCUCAAAGAUGACAAGUCUGAGGCGUUUAGUAAAUUGGCAACUAAAGUGGAGACCGCCAUCAAGACGUCAGUCAACCAAUCAGCGUUUAAAGAAUUGGUUCCAAAGGUCAUCAGCUUCACACAGGUGCCCGCAGCCGCGCAGUCAAACAGAACGAAGCGUGACGCUGAUCCUGUGAGCCCGGACUCUAUACGUGCUGACUUCCUGGUCUACAGCGGUGAAGACCCUAUAACAACUACGAACAUAGACAAUGCACUCAUCAAGGGCAUUCCAAGCACUUGUACGAACAACUGUGGCUACAACGGCUUGGUAGGCGUCACAACCAAACCUUCUGUGGACGACAGUGCGGACGUGCUUUGUUCCAUCCCCGCCGUCAACACCUGUGACCCUCUCAGCACUGACGGCUGCUACGAGGUCAACCGCAACAUCUUCUGCAACUGCUCCGAUGGCUUCACAGAGAACUUUCUAGACCCUAGCUCGUGUGAAG
This is a messenger RNA of Aplysia californica (California sea hare), 5458 nucleotides long. RefSeq lists its product as uncharacterized. Gene Ontology annotation, molecular function: calcium ion binding. Lineage: Eukaryota; Metazoa; Mollusca; Gastropoda; Aplysiida; Aplysiidae. Gene Ontology annotation, cellular component: plasma membrane; protein-containing complex. Gene Ontology annotation, biological process: heterophilic cell-cell adhesion; establishment or maintenance of epithelial cell apical/basal polarity; cell-matrix adhesion. The record is from RefSeq and is a predicted model, not a curated record.